AUGUCGCAGGCCGUGAAGAUUGGGGCUGUUUUGUUCACAGCAGCUGCGCUCCGACUGUGGUUUUUUGAGGAGACACUCGAGCCUCGCCAGUUGGCAAACAGACUGAACUCAACAUAUGACUACAUUGUUAUUGGCGGAGGAUCAGCCGGAAGUGUGGUGGCAAGCCGGCUGUCAGAAAACAACAAUGUGACAGUCUUGCUGCUGGAAGCUGGUGACUAUGAUGAUUAUCUCCCACAGAUUACUGUUCCUGGCCUGCUGUUCCUAAAUUUGAGAAGCCGCUUCGACUGGUGGUACGAGACGGAGCCUCAUGAUGGUGUGUUAACAGGUCUUAAAGCUGGUCGAGCCUAUUGGCCUCGAGGUCGAAUUCUUGGUGGUACCAGCAGCAUCAAUGGCAUGAUUUAUACGAGGGCUUCCAGACACGAUUACGACCGAUGGGCCCAGUACACCAAGGACGAGCGGUGGAGCUUUAAGAACGUUUUACCUUACUUCAAGAAGUCUGAGAACAUCAUGAUUGCUAGGCCAUACCAUGGUCAAAAGGGCCCUUUGUCUGUGAGCCUCUUGAAUACUGUACCACUCAAUGACAAACUCAUUGAGGGCGCCCAGGCAGCUGGAAUUCCUUACAAUGCUGACUACAAUGGAAGAACAAUGGAAGGCAUCAGCAAUGUACAAGUGACCAUGUUAAAUGGUGAACGUAUGAGUACUAGCCAAGCCUUUAUCCACCCAGUUCUCAACAGACCCAACCUGCACGUGGCCGUCAGAGCAUUCGUGACUAGAAUUAAUUUCAGGAACAAGAGAGCUGUGAGUGUUGAAGUGAUCAAAGACUUUAGACGAUACAUCGUCAAUGCCAGGAGAGAGGUUAUUCUAUCAGCAGGAGUUGUGGGUUCACCUCAGAUACUCAUGUUGUCUGGUGUCGGACCCAGGCAACAUUUGGAAGAGUUAAAGAUCCCUGUUGUUGCGGAUCUUCCAGUGGGUCAGAAUCUCCAGGAUCAUGUAGUGUUUGAUGCGGGCGUUAGAAUCAGAGAAGCCCUAACUACUCCUAUAAUGGGUAUAAUUACCUGGUAUACAAAAUUGCAAUACUUGCUGUUUCGAUCAGGUCCCCUGAGCUCAAACAAUGGCGGCAAUGAAGUGAUAUCCUUUAAGAGUACCACCAAGGAAGCAAAAGAGAAGGACUGGCCGGACGUACAGAUAAAUUAUGUUAUGUACAAGCCAGGCAGUGUCUUCAUGGACACUGUUAACUUUGCAGAAAAGACCAAGGCCGACUUGGCUGACAGAGACAGAGGAGACUAUGGCUUUACGUGUCUGGCAGCAGUGCAAAGGCCAGAGAGCAGAGGAAACAUCACCUUGAGAUCUGUGAAUCAUUUUGACUACCCCAUCAUCCAAGCUAAUUACCUGGACAAGCAGGCAGAUAUAGAAUCCAUAAUACAAGGUAUCGAAGAAUGCAAAAAAGUUGUCAACUCCAAACCAAUGCAAGAUAUCGGCGCAGAGUUCACGGAAAAAGAAGGAACUGAAUCGGCCUGCAGUCAGUAUAAAUUCGACUCUCACGAGUACUUGGAGUGCAUUGUUAAAUUCAGAUCACACUCCAAUUAUCACCAGGUUGGAACGUGUAAGAUGGGUUGCAAGGGAGACCCAUCGGCUGUCGUGGACAGUGAACUGAGAGUACAAGGGAUAUCCGGACUUCGUGUGGCCGACGCUUCCAUUAUGCCAUGGCUAGUCUCUGGUAACACAAACGCUCCAACAAUUAUGAUUGGUGAAAGGGCCGCUGACUUGAUUAAAGGUGUCUAA
This is a messenger RNA of Candidula unifasciata, 1782 nucleotides long. NCBI's taxonomy places the organism in Eukaryota, Metazoa, Mollusca, Gastropoda, Stylommatophora, Geomitridae. The record is from the annotation of a GenBank genome assembly.